ACUUUGUACCCUACAGGUUUCCUACAAUGUAACUAGGCAGAAUUUGAAGUAGAGUUAAAUAUAACCAGAAUCACAUAGUGAUCAUAAAAUAUUUCAUCAGAUAGACAAUCUUCCUUUCAGGGUUGGUUUUAGUGGGUUUACCUCAUCUUGCCACUUAUCAAUAUAGUAAGACUUACUGUGUCUACCACACUUGUUCUUUGAAUUCAGCCACCUUCUCUUGUUUUGGUCUCAUUCAAAGUCCUACACAAGAGAAAUCACUAAAUGGAAGUUCAAUCAGAACACAAAUGGGUGGACAAUGGCCCCUCUCGCCGGGCCAAAUGGUGGUACUCAACUUUCCACACUGUGACAGCUAUGAUAGGUGCAGGUGUUCUCAGCCUGCCCAAUGCCAUGGCAUAUCUUGGAUGGGGUCCAGGGAUCUUGAUGUUGUUGUUAUCAUGGUGCCUGACCUUAAACACAAUGUGGCAAAUGAUCCAGUUACAUGAGUGUGUUCCUGGAACUCGUUUUGAUCGCUACAUUGAUCUAGGUAAACAUGCUUUUGGACCAAAACUUGGGCCAUGGAUUGUGCUUCCCCAGCAGCUUAUUGUCCAGGUUGGGUGUGACAUUGUGUACAUGGUUACUGGGGGGAAGUGCCUAAAGAAGUUCAUGGAGAUAGCAUGCACCGAUUGCACACAACUUAGGCAGUCUUACUGGAUUCUGAUUUUUGGUGCCAUCCAUUUUUUCCUGUCUCAGCUUCCCAAUUUCAAUUCUGUUGCUGGGGUUUCUUUAGCUGCGGCUGUCAUGUCAUUAAGCUAUUCAACUAUAGCCUGGUUGGCUUGCUUGGUUAGAGGUCGGAUUGACAAUGUUAGCUAUGCUUACAAGAAAACCAGUGAUAUUGACUUCAUGUUCCGGGUCUUCAAUGCACUUGGUCAAAUCUCAUUUGCAUUUGCUGGUCAUGCAGUGGCCCUUGAAAUUCAGGCUACAAUUCCAUCAACCCCUGAAAAACCCUCAAAGAUACCAAUGUGGCGCGGUGCUAUUGGUGCCUAUUUCAUCAAUGCAAUAUGCUAUUUCCCAGUUGCACUUAUAGGAUACUGGGCUUUUGGACAAGCUGUUGAUGAUAAUGUGCUUAUGGCACUUGAAAGGCCUGAAUGGCUUAUUGCCUCAGCUAACUUGAUGGUAUUCAUCCAUGUUGUUGGUAGCUACCAGGUUUAUGCUAUGCCUGUUUUUGACUUGAUUGAAAGAAUGAUGAUUAGAAGAUUGAACUUCCCUCCAGGACUAGCACUCAGACUUGUUGCUCGAACUGCUUAUGUAGCUUUUACAUUAUUCAUUGGGGUCACUUUUCCUUUCUUUGGCGAUCUUCUUGGGUUCUUUGGUGGAUUUGGUUUUGCUCCCACUUCAUAUUUUCUUCCUAGUAUAAUAUGGUUGAUAAUCAAGAAGCCAAGAAGAUUCAGCAUCAACUGGUUCAUAAAUUGGGUUGCAAUAUACAUAGGAGUGUGCAUUAUGUUGGCAUCUACUAUUGGUGGCUUGAGGAAUAUUGCUGCUGAUGCAUCUAGUUAUAAGUUCUAUACCUAAACUAUAUGAUGUUAUUGCAAUAAUGUGGCAAAUAUAAUUAAGCCAGCGAAUCAAUCUGGAUUAGAUGAUAGAAUUAACUAGGUCUAUUGAGAACAGUGAUUAUUAAAUAACUUGGUAAGGGACGAUUUUAUUACAUUGUGUGUGCCACGUGUUAGCAAUGCGGAGGAUGUUGAGAGAAGUCGUAGAUCUUCGUUUUUA
This is a messenger RNA of Cajanus cajan (pigeon pea), 1746 nucleotides long. Its product is annotated as lysine histidine transporter-like 6. NCBI's taxonomy places the organism in Eukaryota, Viridiplantae, Streptophyta, Magnoliopsida, Fabales, Fabaceae. The record is from RefSeq and is a predicted model, not a curated record.